Hippopotamus amphibius kiboko is the source of this 2488-nucleotide messenger RNA. RefSeq names its product taxilin beta (gene TXLNB). NCBI's taxonomy places the organism in Eukaryota, Metazoa, Chordata, Mammalia, Artiodactyla, Hippopotamidae. The transcript is spliced from 10 exons. The coding region runs from base 15 to 2078 and encodes 687 amino acids. The record is from RefSeq and is a predicted model, not a curated record. Gene Ontology annotation, molecular function: syntaxin binding.
AUACCACUUCCAGUAUGGAGACCCAUCAGUCUGUACAGCCGGCGGGGGAGCCACAGUCAACACCUGCGGGGGACAGUUCAGCAACACCGAGUCAAAAUGGCCUGGAGAAGCAAGAUGAUCAGGAUUCCUCAACCCCACUCCCAGCACCGGAGGAGGAGGCAGACAUGCAGCCUGAACGGGGAGCCCAUGAUCUCUCUGAAGAGUUGAACCGACAACUGGAAGACAUCAUCAACACGUAUGGGUCUGCUGCCGGCACGGCAGGGAAAGAGGGUCCCACCACGGCCAAGGAGCAGCCUGAGAACACAGAAUCACCUGACAAUGAGGACGGGGACUGCGAGGAGACCACUGAAGAGACUGAGAAAGAACCUGCGGCCUCUGGAGAGCCACCCGCAGCCAAAGAGACUGUCGGCAAUAAAGAGCAAAAACUGGAGAAGAAAAUUCUAAAAGGAUUAGGCAAAGAAGCCAACCUGCUAAUGCAAAAUCUGAAUAAGCUGCAAACUCCUGAGGAAAAGCUUGAUUUUUUAUUUAAGAAGUAUGCCGAAUUGCUGGAUGAACAUCGCACUGAGCAAAGGAAGUUAAAACUCCUACAAAAGAAACAGGCACAGAUCCAAAAAGAAAAGGACCAGUUACAAAGUGAACAUAGCAGAGCUAUCCUCGCCCGAAGCAAACUGGAGAGCCUGUGCCGGGAGCUGCAGAGACACAACAAGACACUGAAGGAGGAAACCCUUCAGCGGGCACGUGAGGAAGAAGAGAAAAGGAAGGAGAUCACAAGUCAUUUCCAGAGCACUCUAACAGAUAUUCAGGCCCAGAUUGAGCAGCAGAGUGAGAGAAAUAUGAAGCUCUGCCAGGAGAACACAGAGCUCGCAGAGAAACUGAAAAGCAUCAUUGAUCAGUAUGAGCUCAGAGAGGAGCAUCUGGACAAAAUAUUUAAACACAGAGAACUGCAGCAGAAGCUGGUGGAUGCAAAACUCGAGCAGGCGCAAGAAAUGAUGAAGGAAGCAGAGGAGCGACACAAACGCGAAAAGGAAUAUUUGCUGAACCAGGCAGCAGAGUGGAAACUUCAGGCCAAAGUGCUGAAGGAACAAGAGACAGUCCUGCAGGCUCAGCUUACUCUCUACUCCGGAAGGUUUGAAGAGUUUCAGAGCACACUGACAAAAAGCAAUGAAGUGUUUGCCACUUUCAAACAGGAAAUGGAUAAAACCACUAAGAAAAUGAAGAAGCUGGAAAAGGACACAGCCACGUGGAAAGCUCGGUUUGAGAACUGUAACAAAGCUCUGUUGGACAUGAUUGAAGAGAAAGCACUGAGAGCUAAAGAAUAUGAGUGCUUCAUGAUGAAAAUUGGAAGGCUAGAGAACCUCUGUCGUGCUUUACAAGAGGAAAGAAACGAACUCUAUAAAAAAAUUAGAGAAACGAAAAUGCCUGAAAGGGAUGACCAAGGUCAGCACCCCUCUGAUGACGACGAGCCAGAGUCAAAUACCUUUGCGAGUGAAGAAGCUGACGCGGAGGAAGCCAACAACGUUCACAAGGCUGUGCAAAACCUGGCCGCAGCCUUCAAGGUCAUUCAUCAUUCAGCGUCAACGCUCGACACGUCCAAAGAAAUCCAACCGGAAGUCGGCAGUCCUACCGCGGGCGUCGGCACGGCCCUCAAGGGGUCAGAACCAGCCCCUCUCAGUCCAGCAUGCUGUUCAGCGUGUCCCCUGCCUUCUCCAAGGUUUCAGGCUGAUGCUGAGACUGAGGGAGGCGGUGAGGCAGAACCUGCCCUCAGAGCGGAGUCAGGAGCAGAGGCCCAAGACGAUGGCGCCCCUGCUGGAGCACAGGCUAAUCUGCAGCCCCGGAAGCCAGAGGCAGCAGCUUCCGGUCAGGCCCCGGAACCCCCGGCAGAGGUCUUUCUACGGGUGAUGGAGGCCGGCGGUCCUGCCCCACCGCCCGCAGCGGGAGAGCACAUGCCAGCUGGGGAGUCUGGAUGUGAGCCCAGGAGGCAGCCCCCAGCAGCAGCAGCAGAGCGGCUGCCAGAAGGGACCUCAGCUGGGCCCCCGCUGCCCAAAGUUGCCGACGCCAAUCUGGAAGGAGUAGACUAAGCCUCCUCUGCCUUCGGAGGCUGUUCUUCCUGACUUUACAUCGUUGUAACAGAUUGUCUCCUGAAAGAGGCAUUAAGGGCUAGGGACGUCUAACGGAAGACCCUUAGUUAGAAUCAAGACAUUUUAAAAUGUUAUGCAGCGUACUUUCAGCUUUUGCUAUUUGUUCUCAAUUUGCAGCUGUUUUGGAGCUUUUUAACACUGGUUGAUAGUAUAAUUUUCACAAAUGGCAACAAAAUAUACGAGUAACAAAUGUAUAUUAAUUUGACAUUAAGAUGGCACUUAAUUCAGUUUCUUAAUCAACAGUAAGAUUUGAUGUUUAAAGGUUUCCAGUACAAUAUAUAAAAACUGAAAAUGUGAUGCUUUAUUUCCAUAGCUUUUAAUAAGUUCCAUAGUCAGUAAUGGAUGACCAU